UCUCAGGUGGUAACACCAGAAAAUGCUGGUUAUAAUACAUAUACUGCUGGUGCUCACAAUUGGGCGUAAGUAUUAAGGAUGCACAGACGGUCACAUCUUUGAAACAAUGACUGUUAAUGUAGGAGAUGAUGUGACUCUAACGUGUACCCGACAGACAUCUUGGCGUUCAACAUUCUUAUUUUGGAUCAGGCUUGUUUCUGGAACCUUUCCUGAAGUAUUAGGAGGAACAUUUGCCUUUGAUUAUGAUGGUGUUAAGAAAACUCAUCACAUAACAGCAAAACAAGAACCUGGACAAUUUGUUCUGCAUAUUUCCAACACGCAGCUCAGCGACACUGCAGUCUACUACUGCAUAAAAGUGACAAAAAUGAACAUGACAUUCCUGAAAGGGAUAUUUCUGAGAAUCAAAGGACAGGAACCUGAUAUCACUGCUGUCACUCAAGACUUUCUCUCGGCUCCGGUCCAUCCAGGAGAAUCAGUGAAUCUCCAGUGUUCAGUCCUCUCUGACCCUGAAAAGAAAGCAUGUCCAGGAGAUCACAGUGUGUACUGGUUCAGAGCUGGAUCAAAUGAAUCUCAUCCCAGUUUCAUUUAUACUCAUGGAAACAGUGGUGAUCAAUGUGAACAGAGUCCUGAAGCUCACUCUCCACAGAAAUGUGUCUACAGCUUCUCUAAGAACGUCAGCUCCUCUGAUGCUGGGACUUAUUACUGUGCUGUGGCCACAUGUGGACAGAUAUUAUUUGGAAAUGGAACAAAACUGGACAUUGAAGAUGUGAGCACAUGUGAUUCACAGAGGGACAGUACAGUUUACCUUCUGUUGUGUGCUGUCUUGGCUGUAAGUCUGAUUGUUAUAGUGUUCCUCGUUUAUGCCAUCAGGAAAAAAUCUUGUGACUUUAGCAAAGCUACCAUCGGUCAGCAAGCAAAUGCUGCAGCAGCCAGUGAAAAUCAGCAAAGUCAGCAGAGAAAUGAGAACUCUCUGGUUUAUUCUACAGCAAUCUUCAGCAGGAGACCAGCUGGAAAAGCAGGGAGAAGGAAGGCAACAGCAAAGGAAGAGACGAUCUACACUGAUGUCAGGGCUUUUGUGAAAGAUUAACAAUCAAAACUCUGCAUUUGAUCAUUGAUGGUAAUGUCAUUUUUGUGUGGCACAGAAUGUGGGAAAUAUACUGCUUUAGCAGCACUGGCAUCUAAGCAGCUGUACAUAAUAUUAUGUUAUAGAUAUUCUAAAAUGUUUUGUUUAUAAUUUUGAAAUUCUGUUAAUAUGUUUCUUUCAUAUUG
Molecule: messenger RNA, 1269 nt
Organism: Toxotes jaculatrix (banded archerfish)
Lineage: Eukaryota; Metazoa; Chordata; Actinopteri; Toxotidae
Exons: 7
Coding region: 107-1087 (326 amino acids)
Biological process (GO): response to bacterium
Source: RefSeq, a predicted model, not a curated record